Messenger RNA from Nezara viridula (southern green stink bug), 3867 nucleotides. Lineage: Eukaryota; Metazoa; Arthropoda; Insecta; Hemiptera; Pentatomidae. The record is from the annotation of a GenBank genome assembly.
GUUUAUCUCAUGCAAGGUUCAUAAAUGUAAACAUUGGAAUGCUGCCUUCUGAUAGUAACUACUAUUAAAUAUUUGUAUUCAUCUUAACUGGGAUUUUUUAUGUAGCUCACGUGCCUUAUUAUUGAUUAGUGUUUUUCUCCCAGCGCUGCUUUAUAUUUGUUGAUUAGCUAUGGAAGAAGUUGUUCCAGCAAUUGAGAUCAAACAAGAGGAUGAACCACAAAUUUUUUAUGGAGGCCUCAUUCAUGUUAAACAAGAGAAAGAAGAAAUAUGUACCCUCGAUGAAGGUGGCCUUAUUGAUCUAAAAAAAGAAAUAGAAUAUAUGCUUACUCCAGAUGAUGGUACAGAGAAUUUUUUUAACAAGACAGAAGAAAUCAGUGAAUCUGGCUCGGAAAGAAAAAUGAAAAUUAAUUUGAAAAAAGAUAGCUGUAACCACACAGUUUAUCACUGUCAUCAUUGUAACUAUCAAUCAAAAAGAAAAAAUCAAUUAAAAUUACAUAUAAUGACUCAUCACACAUGUGAAAAGCCUUACAAAUGUCCUUAUUGUGAACAUAAAACUGUUUUUAAUAGUCAUUUAAAAUAUCAUAUAAUGGUCCACCAUACAGGUGAGAAGCCUCAUCAAUGUCCUCAUUGUGAAUAUAAAGCAGUUUAUAAAAAUCGUUUAAAAGUACACAUAAUGAUUCAUCAUACUGGAGAGAAACGUUAUCAAUGCCAUCAAUGUGAUUAUAAAUCAGUAAGAAAAGUCCAAUUAAAAUUACAUAUAAUGAAUCAUCAUACUUAUGAGAAACCUUUCAAAUGUUCUUAUUGUGACUAUAAAACUGCUGUAAAUAGUAAUUUAAAAAAUCAUAUAAUGGUCCGCCACACAGGAGAGAAGCCUUAUCAAUGCCCUCUUUGUGAAUUGAAAGUAAUUAAUAAAAGUCAAUUGAAACUACAUAUAAUGUCUCGUCAUACAAGUGAGAAAUAUCAUCAAUGUCUUAGUGAUUAUAAAGCAGCUAAAAAAGAUUUAUUAAAAUCACACAAGAUUACAUGUGAGAAAACUCACAGAUGUCCUUUCUGUGAUCACAAAGUAGCAACAAAAUAUAAGUUAGAAUCACAUAUUAUUGAUUGCCAUACAGACAAGCCUCCUGAAUGUCCUUAUUGUGAUUAUAAAACUAUAAGAAGCAGUGAUUUAAAAGUGCAUAUAAUGUUCCGUCAUACAGGUGAAAGACCACAUCAAUGUCCUCACUGUGACUAUAAAACUGCAAAAAGGAGUAAUUUAAAAACUCAUAUAAAGUCCCGUCAUAUAGGCAAGAAACCUCACGAAUGUGCUCAUUGUGGCCACAAAGUAGAAUCAAAAUUUAGUUUAAAAUCACAUAUUAUUUCCUGUCAUACAGACAAAAAUGUUUUUGAAUGUCCUCAUUGUGACCAUGUAACUGUUAGAAAAGGUGAUUUAAAAAUACAUAUAAAAUACCGCCAUUCAAAUGAGAGACCAUAUCAAUGUCCUCACUGUAACUAUAAAGCUGUAAGAAUGGGUAAUUUAAAAACACAUAUUAAGUCCUGUCAUAUUGACAAGAAAUCUCACGAUUUUUCUUAUUCUGAUUAUAAAACAGCGGAUAAAAAUCAUUUAGAAGAACAUAUAAUGCCUCAUCAUACAGAAGAAAAAGAUUACCAAUGCCAUCAAUGUGAUUUUAAAUCAGUUAGAAAAGUUCAAUUAAAAUUGCAUAUGAAGACUCAUUCCACACAUGAGAAACCUGAGGAAUGGCCGCAAAACCAUGAUCACGAAACAGAAACAAAAUAUAACUUAAAAACACCUAUUUUUUCCUGCCAUACAGAAAAGAAGGCUCAUGAAUGUCCUAAUUGUGAUUAUAGAACUGUUGAAAGUGUUGAUUUUAAAGUGCAUAUUAAGUCCUGUCAUAUUGACAAGAAGUCCCACAAUGGCUCUUAUUGUGAAUAUAAAACAGCUGAUAAAAAUCAUUUAGAAGAACGUACAAUGUCUCUUCACACAGAAGAGAAUGAUUAUCAAUGUCAUUUUAAAUCGUUACGAAAAGGCCAAUUAGAAUUACAUAUGAAGACUCAUCUCACUUAUGAGAAACCUCACAAAUGUCCUCAUUGUAACCAUAAAGCAACAACAAAAGAUAAUUUACAAUCACAUAUUGCUUCAUGCCAUUCAGAAAAGAAGCCUCAUGAAUGUCCUCACUGUGAUUAUAAAACUGUGAGAAGUGGUGAUUUAAGAAUGCAUAUAAAGUUCCGCCAUACAGGUGAGAAGCCACAUCAAUGUCCUCACUGCGAUUAUAAAACUCCAAAAAGUACUAAUUUAAAAACACAUAUCAAGUCCCAUCAUAUAGAUAAGCAACCUCACGAAUGUACUUAUUGUGACCACAAAGCAACAACAAAAGAUAAUUUAAAAUCGCAUAUUGCUUCCUGCCAUGCAGAAAAGAAGCCUCAUGAAUGUCCUCACUGUGAUUAUAAAACUACCAGAAGUGGUGAUUUAAAAAUGCAUAUAAAGUUCCGCCAUACAGGUGAGAAGCCACAUCAAUGUCCUCACUGUGAUUAUAAAACUCCAAAAAGCACGAAUUUAAAAACACAUAUAAAGUCCCGUCAUAUGGAUAAGAAGCUCCACAAAUGUACUUAUUGUGACCACAAAGCAGCAACAAAAGUUGAUUUAAAUUCACAUAUUAUUUCCUGCCAUACAGACAAGAAGACUUUUGAUUGCCCUCAUUGUGAUCAUGUGAGCAUUAGGAAAGGUGAUUUAAAAAUACAUAUAAAAUACCGCCAUACAAAUGAGAGGCCAUAUCAAUGUCCUCACUGUGACUAUAAAGCUGUAAGAAUGGGUAAUUUAAAAACACAUAUUAAGUCCUGUCAUAUAGACAAGAAGUCGUGAUUAUUGUGACUACAAAUGACUAUUUCAAUAUUACUUAAAAUCACAUAGUCUCACUAUAUCAUGCAAGAUGCCUCAUGAAUCUCAUGGAAGUGUAUUAUCUCCAAGACAAUACAUGGAAAUAUUUUGUAUGAUUAUAGGUAUCCAGAGGUUAGUGACAAAAUAUGUGGUUACGGACCAUUCCACAAUACAUAAAGCUUCCACAUAUACCUUUUUAAAGCUUCACAUAUGUUCUUAAGAUAUGGACCUGGCCACAUUAUUUGGCCAUUAUAGAUUAUUGAAUAGUUUGGAACAUGUUCGCCAAGAAGCUAACUACAAAUCAGUAAGAAUACAAAUAAAUUUACCUAAAAUGGGUUUCCAUAAAGAUGGGAAAGACCAUUAAUGUGAUUCUAACUUUCACUGUAACUCUACAGCAACAACAAGGUUUCAUUUAAAUCACCAUAUGAAGUCCAGUCAUGCAUGGGAGAAAUUAUUACUUUUUUGUUAAAUUAUUGUUAAGUUUUUCUGCAUUCAAUUAAUAGAUUUUUUAUAUUAGUGUUUAAAUUCUAUCAACAAAUUUAGGUUUAUAACAUUCUAAAAGUUAUACUAAUAUGCCUGAUUGAGUUGUCAUUGUGAAUUUUAUAAUUAAAAUUGUAUUAUUGAAAUUUAUCCAAAAUAAUUAAUAGUACAAAUAUGACAUUACUACAACAGUCGUAAAAUUGUGAAUAAUUUUUACAUGAUGUAAAUUAUGAAAAGUAAUAUAGAAUAAAUGUAACUAAUUUUCUUUCAUACCAAAAACUUUUGUUCCUACUUAGAUAUACCUAACAUAAUAUAAUAACUGUAACAGCUUAUUUUCUUUCUUCCCAAAAUGUUUUCUAUCUAUGUACCUAUACUUACUUAUUGAGUAUAUCACCACUCUAAGGUUCUUUACAUCCUUUAACAUGAAACUAUUUCAUUUCGUUUUCAAUCCUGCGCUGCCCUGUAGGUAAUAGAAGUUUUUGGCAACAGUGGGAUGUUAUGCAUUUGUAAGGAAU